AUGUCAUCGCAAAACCUCAAUGAUAAUCCAAAAAAUACAUCCUCAGCAGCUGAAGAUAAGAAGAAACAAACUUCAUCCUUAAAGUUGGCACCAAUACCAACCACAUCGCCAUGGAAAUCAUCUUCGCCAGAUAGCAAUACAGUAAUUCCUGUAGAGGAACUAAGAGAUAUAUCAAAGACUGCAAAGCCAAGUAAAAAUGGUUCGGGGUCAAUUAAAUUAACAAGCAAUACCAAAUGGACUCCAAUUACGCCGUCUGUUAUAAUCUCAGGUUCCAAGGACACAAAUUCAAAGUCAGGAAAGAACUCUAAAAAUUCUAAGACUAAUAAAAAAAUGAAAAAGCGUGGCAAAUAUAAUAACGAUAUCAAUAAAAAGGACUUUAACGGUCAAACCAACAGUACAUCGGAAAUAAGUAACGUUUCCAAUCUUGAAUCCAAACCUUUAGAUGCUAACGCUAAAGUAAACAUACAUUCAAGCUCAGGAGCAACUGCCAAUGGGAAUAUAAAGAGGAUAACAAACAACAACAAUUCAACCAACGGUAGACAAUCAAGAAAUUAUCAAAACAGGAAUGGCAAAACAAGAUACAACAACAAUAGUAGACACAGUCAGGCGGCUAAUAAUGCCAUCUCCUUCCCAAAUAAUUAUCAGGCUAGACCUGAAUAUAUUCCCAAUGCCAGCCACUGGUUGAACAACAAUUCAAGAAAUAGCUAUAAACAACUGUCAUACUUCCGUCAACAGCAGUAUUAUAAUAACAUCAACUAUCAACAACAAUUGCAAACACCAUAUUAUUACUCAAUGGAACCUAUUUUUAAAUCUAUCGAAAGUAUCAAAAACCAAAUUGAAUUCUAUUUUAGUGAAGAGAACUUGAAAACAGAUGAAUUUUUAAGAUCUAAAUUCAAAAAAGCCAAUGACGGAUUUAUCCCCAUGAGUUUGAUAGGGAAAUUUUACCGUAUGGUUAAUUUAUCUCUUGGUGGAGACCCAAAUUUAAUUUUGGCAUCUAUGAGAGAAGUUUUACAACAUAAAGAAACAAACCAUUUGGAAAUUGCCCUUGGAAGCAUAGAAGGUGCUCAGAAGAACAUGGCAGAUGAUUUCAAUCCAUUGGAAAACUAUUUUAUUAGGCGCGAAAAUUGGGCUGAAUACGCUAUGGAAAGUAAUUUUGAUGAAAAUGAUGACGAAACUGAAAAAUACAACAUUGAGAAACUAUUGGGACCGAACGAUUUAGACAAUUAUUCUUAUAUGGGCUAUCCAAACUUCUUUCCCAGUAAUGAAAAUGGGAAAAAGAGUCAGAGCUAUGACCAAGGUGAAAUUAGCAGGCAGUUUGAACAAAACUUACAAAUAAAUGAUUAA
Molecule: messenger RNA, 1344 nt
Organism: Saccharomyces cerevisiae S288C
Lineage: Eukaryota; Fungi; Ascomycota; Saccharomycetes; Saccharomycetales; Saccharomycetaceae
Gene: SLF1
Product: Slf1p
Exons: 1
Coding region: 1-1344 (447 amino acids)
Cellular component (GO): cytoplasm
Molecular function (GO): RNA binding
Source: RefSeq, marked reviewed